UUGCAGUACUCAGCUAUCUCCCCACUCGUCGUAUACCAUGACCAUCGAAACUCUCACCGAGACCGCGCGCCCUACUUCUUUCAUUCUCCCUGAUCUCGUCUCUCAUUGUACCUUCCCCCUCAUAUACCACCCCAACGGAGACGCCAUUGCCGCUCAGUCAGUUAAGUGGCUCGACAUCAACUGCCCGGACUUGAAUACGAAGCAGCGAGCGGCUCUCUAUGGACUUCAAGCCGGAGAACUGACAGCUUACUGCUACAAUACCUCUUCGGACGCGCGCCUGAGAGUGGUCUCUGAUUUCAUGAACUACCUCUUCCACUUGGACAACAUCAGUGACGGCAUGAUGACCAAAGAGACUGACGUUCUCGCCGAUUGCGUUAUGAAUGCGCUCUGGUUCAGCGGCUUUUACAAACCCACAGUUAGAAGCGAUCAUACUCAGCCGGAAGAAGAGAUGAACGCGGGUAAACUUGCCAGGGACUUUUGGGCGCGCUGCAUUCCCGAUGCCGCGCCUGGUGCGCAAGCCCGGUUCAAGGAGACUCUCGAGUUGUUCUUUGAGGCUGUCAACAUCCAAGCCCGCGAUCGUGAUCGAGGCGUCAUUCCUGACCUUGAGUCUUACAUCGAUGUUAGAAGGGACACGUCUGGCUGCAAGCCAUGCUGGGCGUUAAUAGAAUAUGCCCUUGGCAUCGAUCUCCCCGACGAGGUUGCAGAAAACGAAGUCAUUCAGGCGCUGAACCAGCACACGAACGAUCUUGUCACUUGGUCCAAUGACAUUUUCUCUUACAAUGUCGAGCAAUCCCGGGGAGACACCCAUAAUAUGAUUGUCAUCAUGAUGCUUUAUCAUGGAAAGACUCUCCAAGAAGCGGUCGACUACGUUGGAGAUCGUUGCCGGGAGACCAUCGACGCCUUCAUUGAAGGCAGGAAGCAUGUGCCUUCGUGGGGUCCCGAGAUUGACGACGUCGUUCAGAAGUACAUCCAAGGGCUUCAGGAUUGGAUUGUGGGUUCGCUUCACUGGAGUUUUAUGACGACUCGGUACUUUGGUGAUGCUGGAGCUGAGGUCAAGAAGACGCGAUUUGUGCAGCUUCUCCCUCUAAGGGAAUAGAGAUUUAAUCUAGGCAGGGCCUUACUUAAAGUUUUUGGGAUUCGUAAAUAUGUAUCUUGUAACUUAGACUGUG
Guyanagaster necrorhizus is the source of this 1169-nucleotide messenger RNA. RefSeq names its product terpenoid synthase. Lineage: Eukaryota; Fungi; Basidiomycota; Agaricomycetes; Agaricales; Physalacriaceae. The record is from RefSeq and is a predicted model, not a curated record. Gene Ontology annotation, molecular function: terpene synthase activity. The transcript has 7 exons. Bases 38 to 1096 code for a protein of 352 amino acids.